Funneliformis geosporum is the source of this 317-nucleotide messenger RNA. NCBI's taxonomy places the organism in Eukaryota, Fungi, Glomeromycota, Glomeromycetes, Glomerales, Glomeraceae. The record is from the annotation of a GenBank genome assembly.
ACCUUAUGCAAAUUAUAAGAGAAGUCACAUUUUAUGAGUUUACACAUCAUGAAAAUUCUGUAAAGCCAUUUUGGUGUAUUUUAACUGAUGGUGGACUAGAUGAAAAUCUGCGAUUUCUUGCCAAUAUACUGAAUGCAGAAGUAGGGAUUAAAAAACAAGAUGCUAUAGAAGAUAAUUGUAUAAAAGUAAGUGUAUCUUCUAAUAUAAUAAAUGAUGAUUCACAAAAGCAGAAAAAAAAUAUCACAAAAUUGAGAAAAAUUGCAAAACUUUGGGAACAAGAUCAUCUUACGUUUAAAAUUAAUGAUUUUAAAAAUUAG